This is a messenger RNA of Olea europaea var. sylvestris, 1185 nucleotides long. RefSeq names its product glutamate 5-kinase-like. Gene Ontology annotation, cellular component: cytosol. The coding region runs from base 1 to 924 and encodes 307 amino acids. The record is from RefSeq and is a predicted model, not a curated record. Lineage: Eukaryota; Viridiplantae; Streptophyta; Magnoliopsida; Lamiales; Oleaceae. The transcript has 12 exons.
AUGGCCUCGUUCGUGUGGCUGAGGCUUUUUGUCGAAGGUGUCAAUCAUGAUGCUAAUAUUCAUUUUGUUGCACGUAAAUCUGAUUUCCCGUUGGCCCCCUUACAGUCUCUCCUGCGUGAGGGUUCGGUUCUUCAUAUGGGGUCGACUCAGUUAAAUGGAUUCAGCAUCCCAUAUAGGCUUGGCCUCUUCAUGAAUUUUGGGCCAAACUGCUUGUUAGACAGAGUGACGUGGAGUUCGGUUUCAGAUACUUAUUACUAUGUUUGGCUGUUACAUUUCAGGACAUUCAAAAAUUACUCAUCUUCUAAUGAGUCCUUUCUGGUCACAUCUCUUAAUCUUGAAAUUGUCAGAGCCCUAGCAAAAGAGGGUAUUCCUUCUAUUGGAAUGUCUCCAUUUUCAUGUGGCUGGUCAACACGUGAAAGAAAUAUAGCUGUGGCUGAUUUAAGUACAGUGGCUAAAGCUAUCGACAAUGGAUUUGUACCUGUUCUGCAUGGAGAUGCUGUACUGGAUACUUCACUGGAUUGCACUAUAUUAAGUGGGGAUGUAAUCAUACGUCAUCUGGUAGCUGAACUGAAACCUGACUAUGUCGUUUUCCUAACAGAUGUUUUUGGGGUAUAUGACCGCCCACCAACAGAACCUGAUGCAGUGCUUCUUAGGGAAAUCGCUGUGCGUGAAGACGGUAGCUGGUUUGUAGUAAAACCAGAAUUGCAGGACAUGAACAGGCAAGUUGAAAUAACAGUAGCAGCACACGACACAACUGGUGGCAUGGUGACAAAGAUAUCGGAAGCUGCAAUGAUUGCCAAACAUGCAAUUGAUGUCUAUAUUGUUAAGGCAGCUACGGAUCACUCAUUGAAGGCUCUACGAGGAGAUUUGAAAGAGAACAUACCUGACGACUGGCUUGGAACAGUUAUCCGGCUUGCCAAGUAGAAUCAACUGCUCCUUUUUUGAAGUAUAUCGACAUAGAUUUGGAGUAUGCAAGUUUUUGUGCAUGUGAAUUCAAGCAUUUAUUGGAGUCAGGUCAAUCCUGCUGUUGUAUCCUACUGAUUAACAAUUGUAGACGUCAUACCCCUUUGUAUCGUUUCCAGCUUUACUAUUUUUUUUUUCUGUCCAUUUUUUUUCCAAAAGCAAUGGUGACAUUAGAAUUAGUCCACUUCAUCAAGUGCAAAUCAAUCUGAAUACUUUCCCUCA